GCUUCCGUCACCAAGUAGCAAAGCCCGGAGGACGAGCAGCAAGAUAUCCUACUGUGGCCACGAGUGUCUGCUGAGGACCUGCUUCAGCCCUCAGUUGUCCCCUCUCCCCAAGGGGCUCUGAGACCUUUGGGAUUCCUGUCACAUUCACUCAAGGGCCUGAGAGGACCUAACAAAUCACCCCGGAGGAGCUGAGCAUGACCCGGGACGAGGCACUGCCAGACUCGUAUUCAGCACAGGGCUUCUAUGAGACCUAUGAGCCCAAGGAGAUCCUGGGCAGAGGAGUUAGCAGUGUCGUCAGGCGCUGCAUCCACAAGCCCACGUGCCAGGAGUAUGCUGUGAAGAUCAUUGACAUCACCGGCGGGGGCAGCUUCAGCUCUGCGGAGGUGCAGGAGCUGCGGGAGGCGACACUGAAGGAGGUGGACAUCCUGCGCAAGGUCUCGGGGCUCCCCAACAUCAUACAGCUGAAGGACACAUAUGAGACCAACACUUUCUUCUUCUUGGUGUUUGAUCUGAUGAAGAGAGGGGAGCUCUUUGAUUACCUCACUGAGAAGGUCACUCUGAGUGAGAAGGAAACCAGAAAGAUCAUGAGAGCCCUGCUGGAGGUAAUCUGCAAUUUGCACAAACUCAACAUUGUGCAUCGGGAUCUGAAGCCCGAGAACAUCCUCCUGGAUGAUGACAUGAACAUCAAGCUCACAGACUUUGGUUUUUCCUGCCAGCUGGAGCCAGGAGAGAAGCUGCGAGAGGUCUGUGGGACCCCCAGUUACCUGGCCCCUGAGAUCAUUGAAUGCUCCAUGAAUGAUGACCACCCAGGUUAUGGGAAGGAAGUGGACAUGUGGAGCACAGGCGUCAUCAUGUACACCCUGCUGGCUGGCUCCCCACCCUUCUGGCACCGGAAACAGAUGCUGAUGCUGAGGAUGAUCAUGAGUGGCAACUACCAGUUUGGCUCACCUGAAUGGGAUGAUUAUUCAGACACAGUGAAGGACUUGGUUUCUCGCUUCUUGGUGGUGAACCCCCGGGGCCGCUGUUCAGCAGAAGAGGCCUUAGCACACCCGUUCUUCCAGCAGUAUGUAGUGGAAGAAGUGCGUCACUUCAGCCCCCGGGGCAAGUUCAAGGUGAUUGCUCUAACAGUACUGGCUUCAGUGCGGAUCUACUACCAGUACCGCCGGGUGAAGCCGGUGACCCGGGAGAUCGUCAUCCGUGACCCUUAUGCCCUCCGUCCUCUGCGCCGACUCAUCGAUGCCUAUGCUUUCCGCAUCUAUGGCCACUGGGUGAAGAAGGGGCAGCAGCAGAACCGGGCUGCCCUCUUUGAGAACACACCCAAAGCUGUGCUCCUCUCCCUGGCUGAGGAAGACUACUGAGGGGCCAGCAGGUGGGGUAGGUGGGGCGGGGGGCGGGCAAGGAGGGAAAGCCACAGAAAGAGAAGUUGAAGGAGUGAGAUCAUGUCCAAGCCUCUGUCCAGAGCGGGGUACUUGGGCCUGGCCAGAACCCCUGCACCCGAGGCCCCUAUCCCCUCUCAGAGGCUCUGCACAGGGGCAGGGCGCUCCCAUCACACGUCAUCACAUGUUGGUGAGUGUGAUGUCCCCAUAGAGGGGAACUGCUUCUCUACUUCCCAGCUGUAAGCACCAUCUCAGGUUCUUCUCAUGGGAGGCCCAGAGUUCCAGAUGCUUGCGUGCCCUUCUCUUAGGGUCCCAGGGUGAGGAUAAAAGAGAACAGUCACAAGAGGUUUUACUGACCUCACAACAUCCAGUGACACCAUGGGAGCAGGUGCUUUUCUAGGGACAUAUGUUUAGAGGCAUAUGGGAGUCCUGAUCUGAUUAACAAUAGAAAGGGAAGGUUCCGGUAUUUGUCUGUCUGGAAUAUCAUUUACUUUGUGACUCGCACAAUACAGUUCUGUCUGGUAAAUAA
Messenger RNA from Neofelis nebulosa (Clouded leopard), 1905 nucleotides. It is a transcript of the gene PHKG1, whose product is annotated as phosphorylase kinase catalytic subunit gamma 1. Gene Ontology annotation, molecular function: calmodulin binding; ATP binding; phosphorylase kinase activity. Gene Ontology annotation, cellular component: phosphorylase kinase complex. Bases 195 to 1358 code for a protein of 387 amino acids. The transcript is spliced from 10 exons. Lineage: Eukaryota; Metazoa; Chordata; Mammalia; Carnivora; Felidae. The record is from RefSeq and is a predicted model, not a curated record. Gene Ontology annotation, biological process: protein phosphorylation; glycogen biosynthetic process.